AUGUCUUCCACCGACAACACCUCCACCCUCAAAUCAGUCGUUGACACGGCUACAGGCUAUGUUCAGUCGGGUAUUGCCAGUUUUACUGGCAGCGCUGGCGAUACAGCCAAAGCAGAGGAGUACAAGAACAAAGGUGCUGCGGAGUCAGACCUUUCUCACGCCGCGGCAAAAGCUGGUCCCUUCACCAUCAGCUCCUCAGGUGCACCUGCCAAAGACAACGCCGACCGCACCCAGGGUCAAUGGGAUCAAACUAUUGGUAGUGCCAAGGAGACCGUUGGUGGCCUUCUAGGUAAUGAGAAUCUCAAGCAACAAGGCCGAGAGCAAAACCUCCAAGGUCAAGGUCAAGAGGCUAAGGGUCAACUCUCUGAUUUGGGUCAAGGAAUCAGUGAUCGUGUUGGCGGAGCGUUAGGAGGCGCCGUUGCUGGUCUUACUGGUGACCGUGAGGCUCAAGCCAAAUAUGCCGAUCAGCAUGACGAAGGAAAAACCAGACAACGUGGUGUUGAGUUGGACCUGGACAAGCAAGCAAAGGCUCAGGAAAAACCAACCUCAUAA
This is a messenger RNA of Exophiala bonariae, 552 nucleotides long. RefSeq lists its product as uncharacterized. The record is from RefSeq and is a predicted model, not a curated record. NCBI's taxonomy places the organism in Eukaryota, Fungi, Ascomycota, Eurotiomycetes, Chaetothyriales, Herpotrichiellaceae. The transcript has 2 exons. The coding region runs from base 1 to 552 and encodes 183 amino acids.